AUGCCACAAAUGAAAAAGAAUGAGAAGCCGUUGGGUAUUGUGCUGAUUGCCAAGGACGAAACGCCGGAAAGGAUCUUGUUCAAGUUUCCAUAUGUUAUCGAUAUUCCACAAGGUAAAUUUUGAUGUUUUUGUUUGUGCUUUUAGGUUUGAAUGAUUGGAGAAGAUGGAUUGAAGAUCUACGGGUGUUAUGGUGUUAUUUUUGACGAGUUUUGUGUGAAAUUGGUUUUGAAAAUGAAAGAUUUUGCCUCAGGGGUAUUUGAAAAGUUUUCUCGAUAUUUUUCGAUUCUUUUCGGCAAAUAAAUUAGUUUUUUGACAAAUUUAACUAUCGAUAACCACGCGUUUUAAUAAAGCACUGAAUUUGCAACGUUUUAUGUUCCUAAAUUUAUGUUUUUAGCUUCAAAACUUGCGCAAACACGUUCGGAAUCGACAGAAUUCUUGACACCACCUGAAAAUCAAGAAAAUGAUGAGCAGGAGAUUGAGAAACAAGUGAAUCUAGGGCUGGAAGUUGCCAAUAAACGGGUCGAAACUCACAAUGAAAAGAGGGAAAAGCACGAAGACAGAAUACCAACGUAAGAUUUGAGAGGAUUUUGUAGGUAUGAGUAGUUGGAAGGGUUGGAAAACCGAAAAGUUUAUAAAAAUUUAAAAAAUUGUAAACAUUUAAAAAAGAUUUAAAAAUGUUUUCUUUUAACAUUGUUUUGAUAUUCCAGGUUCCCAGUAAAGAUGCUAGCAGCUCUACUCCAACCAAAAGAGGAAGUUCGAGGAGUGCCAUUCGAAAUCAAGGUGGAUAAUGUCAGGUACGCGGGUGUUCCAUGGCAAAUCAACAAAGCUGGUCAAUGCAUAUCGAUAAUAUUCGUCCUCCCAGGAACAUGCUCUAAUUACACUGUAGAAUCGUUCCAAUCCUUGAGUCGGAAACUGGUAGUAGCUAUACAUAAUGAACAAGAACGAUGUGGAUACUUGAAGGAACAGAUCCAAGUCAUACAACCUUUAUUGGACAAGGCGGAAAGCUGUGAUGACGAAAGUUACAAUCCUUUCAUUGAUAUUGAGAGUGAGUUUUGGGUUACUUUGAGGAUAACAUUUUUCACGAUUUCAGACGAAAGCAAUCUAGCACGAUGUCUACGAGCCGUCUACGAAGACGUCUGCGACUUUGGAAUCAUGGACAUUUUCGUCAACGACUGUAUUCACGUAGGCUUCUCGAUAGCACCGAUGACUCUGAAUGGCUGGUUAAUCACUCCGAACUCGACAAAGUAUGUGGAUGCUUUGAUGAAUGCUCUACAUCCCUAUCAUACGGUGUUGUUCUUUGAAGAUGGACAGUCCGGACCAGACUCCAAUCCGUGUGUGGUCAAGUUUUUCGAACAUCACGACAUUGAAAAGAGGUAUGUUAUUGAGAGGGUUUUGGGUACUUCAUUGGAAGGAGGGGCGUUUGGGUAUAUCAUAUGGAGGGUUUUGGGUAUGUCACUGGGAGGGUUAUGGGUAAGUCAUUGGGAAGAUGUUGGAUAACUGUGGAUGGUUCAAUGAAUUGAAAUACACCAUCUUUUUAGCAUCGAAGACAUCAGCUUCGCCUCGAACGUCCCUCUAAAACAGAUCAAAGACGUGGUAAGGCAUUACCUCUUAUGGGCCAGAGCUAAAGUCAUCUACCCAAUAUGUUCAAGUAACUUGUACUCAACGGCUCAGAGCGAAGUUAUAACACAAGGAACCCAGAAACUCUUCAAAGAUCAGUUCCCUGAGGUCUCACUGCCAAGGCUUUUGUCCUGCUUUCAUCCACCUUGCACUCUAGCUGACUUCAUGGAGGAGGUAGGGGAAUAUUGGGGAGGUUUUUGGAGCGAGGGUGGUGAAUAUAGGAGAGUGUUUCGUAUUGAAGAUGGUUAAAAUUGGGGUGGGUUUCAGAUUGAGGCUGAUGAAUGUUAGAAGGGCUUGAAAUUGUGGCCAAUAUGAGUAAGGCAGGGUCGAUCUGUAAAGGGCCGGGCUCUAAUUUUUCGGCCUAUCCGACAGCCGGCCGGGCCUAGUGGGCCUUCUUUCAGGUCAGGGUUUUUGGGUAAGGCAUGGUUUUUCAGAAAAAAAAUGUUCAAAAAGUUGAGCUUGGUCCCCCAUGUGGAUUUUUUUGAAAAAAUAAAAAUUUUUUGGAAAAUUAAUUCUAAAAAAUGUAAUUUCAGGCUUCCCUCUACACUAACAUUACAAUCCGAAAGCAGAUGCUGGUGUUCCUCCUCCGCAACAACUUCCUAAUCCAACUCCACACCUACCUCUUCAUGAUGCCACCCUCUUCCCUCUCACAACGCUUCAAGACUCCGGUAACGGAAACCGAAGCCGCUCUCCUGUCGAAUCGUGUGAAAACCCAGUUGAGACAAAUCAAAGACCCCCUGUAUCGAGAGGCAUUAACCCGCAUAUCGGCGGACGCCCAACGCGUCGGCCUAGCCGAAUCCGAUUACUUCUUGUUGCUUAGCACAUUCUUGUCGUAGGUUUUUGACAUUUUGAAUGUUUUAGGGGGAUUUUAAGUAUGGUUAGUCAUAUUUUAGGGUUUCCAAAAUGGUGGUUUAAGCAGAAACAUGUUCUUUUCAUGUUUUCGUGGUGGGACCUACAGAGUAGGUGUAAAAGUGGUUACUGUGCUGUUAGUAUUGAGUUGUAGAGCAAUAAGUGUGAAAAAAGUUGUAAAAAUGGCCAAUAGUUGGUUUUGAAAUAAGCUUUUAUACUGUCAGUAUACAUAUUUUGGGUCCCAUCACGAAAACAUAAAAAGUAGGAUUUUUGAUUGGAAAUGCAAUUUUUUGUAAAAAAACGAUUAAGCAUAUUAAAACUACUUGAAUAUUAGCAUAUUUUAUAGUAAAUUUGCUUUUUUUCAAAAAAUUUCAAUUCUUGAAUUUUUUAAGUUUUGAAAAUUUUGCCAUUUUCAGCCUCCAACCCUUCUUCAACGGCGAAUUCCAUGUGGAAGCGAUCAUGCACUACAAGCGGCUCGAUCGGACCACAUUAAUCCGCAUUUUUGACAUGUUUCGCGACGUGUUGGCCCCAUUCAUGGGCAUGGAUUUGGCCGUCGCUGAAGACUGA
This is a messenger RNA of Bursaphelenchus okinawaensis, 3033 nucleotides long. NCBI's taxonomy places the organism in Eukaryota, Metazoa, Nematoda, Chromadorea, Rhabditida, Aphelenchoididae. The record is from the annotation of a GenBank genome assembly.